UCUCAUUAAAAUUCAUAUGAAUUAGUGUGUGAUGUGAGGCGUGUCUUUUGGGUGUGUGUUAUUUUAUACGUUGACUCGUAUUUUUUUUAUACAUUGCACAAUAAUUCUUGUCGGCAAUAAUAAGAUUUUCAUUGAAAAAGUUUGUACGAAGAGAAAAUAACAAUGAAUUAUGGAAAAAGAUCGCCAAGUAUGGGAACACCUUCGGUUUAUUCUCACGUUACAUCAAGGAGCAGCGCAAAUCUCAGAUCUUCUAGAUCUGUACGCAGCGUUAAAAUACCUUGGUAUCAAAAACCGAUUUUAAAGCACGCUUAUAUACUAGACAUUCAGAGAGGAGCUAUGCUCGUAGCAGUAUUUGCAUUGUGUUUGGCACUUUUCACCAUGUGUACGGUCAUAUUCGACAUCUAUUGCCUUUCUCAAGCUACACCUGGUUCCACUCAUUACGGAUACUAUAUUAUAUCGUAUGAAUUUGUUUAUAUCGGCAAUCAACACGUUCGUAAUGCUCUCAUAGUUUUUGCCUUAUUCUCUAUGAUCGGUGGGAUAGUAGUUUUUAUUACUUCAUUGAUGCUUAUUACUGCAUUGCGUAAGGAAUAUGAAAAGAAAAUGGUGCCGUGGUUGUAUAGUUUUGCCGCAUUUACCAUAUUCCGUCUUUUUGCUUUCCUGUUCUUUAGUAUCGUGAAUGAUUUGAUAUUUGCAUACAAUAUCAUAAUAUGUUUAUUGUGGAUAAUAUUUAUUUCAUUUUCCGUCUAUGGAUGGUUAAUAGUAUAUUCCCUCUAUAUUGAACUAAGCGACUUGACUAGAUUAGAGGAUUUAGCACACUUGAGGAUCGGUACUAUGCAAUCUUUAAAUGCGUCGACAACGCAUUCUAUCGCUGGUUCUAGGCCUACAACGCCGCAUAGCACGGUAUCGACGAUGCCUGUCAAUUAACGUCGCUAAUUACUUUUCUUAAUGGGAAGUAAGAGAAAUUUCAUGCUUGUGACUGAAUGCAUUUUUCAUGCAUUCAAAUUUUUAUCGAAUCUCAGAUAUCAAUUCCGUCCCAAUGUUUAUUAAAAAUAUAUCUGUAGUAUAUAGUAUUUUAUUUAAAAGUAUUAAGAAUUAAUAUUAUCACACGGUCGGUAUUAUUGUGCCGCUAGUGAUAUAAAAUCAUAUGUUAAAAUAUGUAUUAUAUAUAAAGCAUUGUAAGUAUUUUGACAAAGUUGUCAGAUUUUUAUAAAUACGUAUAUUUACAAAA
Polistes canadensis is the source of this 1228-nucleotide messenger RNA. RefSeq lists its product as uncharacterized. Lineage: Eukaryota; Metazoa; Arthropoda; Insecta; Hymenoptera; Vespidae. The record is from RefSeq and is a predicted model, not a curated record. The transcript is spliced from 5 exons. The coding region runs from base 163 to 924 and encodes 253 amino acids.